GGGAAAAGAUGAAGCAAGUUGAUUGAAAAACAGCGUGUGGGACGGCUGAAAAAGGAAAAUAAGAAGAGAAGAGACAUAAUUAAGUGCAAAGAAAGACGAAAAGAAAGAAAUGAAGGUGGAGUGAGGAGGUAAGUUAAUGUAAGGCGAGGGAAAGGCGAAAAACAAGCAAAGGUUGGGAGAACAUGAGAAAAGAAAAUAAGAAGAGAAGAGACAUAAUAAAGUGCAAAGAAAGACGAAAAGAAAGAAAUGAAGGUGGGGUGAGGAGGCAAGUUAAGGUAAGGCGAGGGAAAGGCGAAAAACAAGCAAAGGUUGGGAGAACAUGAGGUACAAAAUUAGUGAAGUAAUAAAAAAAGAUGAGAGCGAAAAACGAGGAAAAGUAAAACAAGUGAAAGAUUUUGGGGAUAAUAAGAAAAAAAAACAGUAAUGAGUGAAAUAAUAAAAGAGGAGACAAAAUGAAAAGGAGAAGAGAAUACAGUCACACAGACGAUAGAUUUUUAAGAUAAGAGAGGUAGAUGAAAGGGAGGAGGAAUGGGGUGGAGUGAUUUUAAGGGUACGGGAGUUAGAGGAAAGGGAGGUGGAAUGGGGUGGAGUGAUUUUAAGGGUACGGGAGUUAGAGGGAAGGGAGGAGGAAUGGGGUGGAGUGAUUUUAAGGGUACGGGAGUUAGAGGGAAGGGAGGUGGAAUGGGGUGGAGUGAUUUUAAGGGUACGGGAGUUAGAGGAAAGGGAGGUGGAAUGGGGUGGAGUGAUUUUAAGGGUACGGGAGUUAGAGGGAAGGGAGGUGGAAUGGGGUGGAGUGAUUUUAAGGGUACGGGAGUUAGAGGAAAGGGAGGUGGAAUGGGGUGGAGUGAUUUUAAGGGUACGGGAGUUAGAGGGAAGGGAGGUGGAAUGGGGUGGAGUGAUUUUAAGGGUACGGGAGUUAGAGGGAAGGGAGGUGGAAUGGGGUGGAGUGAUUUUAAGGGUACGGGAGUUAGAGGGAAGGGAGGUGGAAUGGGGUCGAGUUAUUUUAAGGGUACGGGAGUUAGAGGGAAGGGAGGUGGAAUGGGAUGGAGUGAUUUUAAGGGUACGGGAGUUAGAGGAAAGGGAGGUGGAAUGGGGUGGAGUGAUUUUAAGGGUACGGGAGUUAGAGGGAAGGGAGGUGGAAUGGGGUGGAGUGAUUUUAAGGGUACGGGAGUUAGAGGAAAGGGAGGUGGAAUGGGGUGGAGUGAUUUUAAGGGUACGGGAGUUAGAGGGAAGGGAGGAGGAAUGGGAUGGAGUGAUUUUAAGGGUACGGGAGUUAGAGGGAAGGGAGGUGGAAUGGGGUGGAGUGAUUUUAAGGGUACGGGAGUUAGAGGGAAGGGAGGAGGAAUGGGAACAAGGGGGGACGAAUUGGUGUGGGGAGGAGUGAUUUAUGGUAAGGAACGUAUAGGAAAAGGGAGGAGGAAUGGGAACAAGUGGGAACGAAACGAUAUGGGGAACGUUUUUAUGGUAAGGGACGUAAAGGAAAAGGGAGAAGGAAUGGGAUAUGGGGAAUGAUUUUAUGGUAAGGGAGGUAUAGCAAAUGGAGGUUAAGUUGGGAAGACCCGAAAUGUUGACGUGAAGUGGACAGGGAGGAGUGGAAGGAGUUAUUUGAAGGGUGAGGGAGCUACAGGAAAGGGAGGAGGAGUGGGGACAAGAGGGGACAAAUUGAUGUGUUUUUAUAGGAAGUGGAGUAUCAAGGUGUAGCAAAGGUGAGGGAGGUGUU
This is a messenger RNA of Eriocheir sinensis (Chinese mitten crab), 1720 nucleotides long. RefSeq lists its product as uncharacterized. The transcript has 2 exons. NCBI's taxonomy places the organism in Eukaryota, Metazoa, Arthropoda, Malacostraca, Decapoda, Varunidae. The record is from RefSeq and is a predicted model, not a curated record. The coding region runs from base 529 to 1512 and encodes 327 amino acids.